Messenger RNA from Erythranthe guttata (spotted monkey flower), 1113 nucleotides. RefSeq names its product phosphomannomutase (gene PMM). Gene Ontology annotation, cellular component: cytosol. The record is from RefSeq and is a predicted model, not a curated record. Gene Ontology annotation, biological process: protein N-linked glycosylation; mannose metabolic process; GDP-mannose biosynthetic process. NCBI's taxonomy places the organism in Eukaryota, Viridiplantae, Streptophyta, Magnoliopsida, Lamiales, Phrymaceae. Gene Ontology annotation, molecular function: phosphomannomutase activity.
AGAUUGUGUAUAUAAACCAACUGCUCACUUCCAUGAGCAACUGCCACCCCUCCUUCUUCAGAUCUGCUCUUAAAGCUCCCCUGUAUUUUUUCCUUCAUUCACCAGCUCCGUUCAUCAAAGUUGAUUAUUGUGAGUUGAGAUUCAGUACUUCAAUUUUGGAUUGCAGUCGGAAGAGAAAUCAAUCUGUAAUGGCUGCCAAACGACCUGGUUUAAUCGCUCUUUUCGAUGUUGAUGGCACACUCACUGCUCCCAGAAAGGUUUCUACUCCUCAAAUGUUAGAGUUCAUGCGGGAGCUUCGUAAGGUUGUUACAAUUGGUGUCGUUGGAGGUUCUGAUCUUGUAAAAAUAUCAGAGCAGCUCGGUGCAUCAGUAACUAAUGAUUAUGAUUACGUGUUUGCUGAGAACGGUCUCGUGGCUUACAAAGAUGGCAAAUUAAUCGGGACACAGAGCCUAAAAACGCAUCUCGGAGAGGAAAAGCUCCAGGAAAUCAUUAACUUCGUUCUCCAUUACAUUGCUGACUUGGAUAUCCCUAUUAAAAGGGGAACAUUCAUUGAAUUCCGAAGUGGGAUGCUCAACGUAUCUCCAAUUGGAAGAAACUGCAGUCAGGUGGAACGAGACGAGUUCGAAAAAUAUGACAAGGUUCACAAUAUCCGCCCGAAAAUGGUGUCUGUGCUUCGAGAGAAGUUUGCACACUUUAACCUAACCUUUUCCAUCGGCGGUCAAAUCAGUUUUGACGUUUUUCCUCAAGGCUGGGACAAGACAUAUUGCUAAUACCUGGAAGAAUUUCAUGAAAUUCACUUCUUUGGAGACAAGACUUACGAGGGAGGAAAUGACUUUGAAAUCUACGAGUCGGAGAGAACCAAUGGUCACACAGUAACUAGCCCAGAGGAUACGGUGAAGCAGUGCACAACUCUGUUCUUGAGCUAGCGAAAUGGGAUGGAUGCUUCCUAUUAUUCGUUUUUAUUUCAAUAAUCCAGAGUUCGGGCAACAAAUUUUUGUUGCUCACAAAACAAUGUCUUCAAGCUUUUGUUGUAGCUUUUAUGUUGUAAGAUUUGGCUUUUGUAAUCUAUACAAUCUUUAAUUUAUUAUGCACCUAUCUUCUUUGCUUCGUUAC